CUACUCAUUUUAUUGGAUCCACCAGCACAACGGGGCAGUUCGGAGGCCGGAAACGGUCGUCUAGCCCAUCUUCAUCUAUGGAGGUCGUGGGCGACCGCUUCCCCGCUCUCCACUCGCCCGCAAUCUCCGUUAAUUCUAGUGGCUGGAACUCAGACGCAGUUCGGAUUACCGAGGUGAAGUCAUGGCUGUCAUCUCAGUUUGAAGCAGCCGGGAGAGAAGUGCCGGAGUUCGAGUAUACCCCCCGAAGUGUCUCCCAGCUUCAUGCCCUCGCAACUCUCUCCCAGUCCCGAUCACGUGCUGCCUCUAUCGUCGCCGAUGAUCUCCGCCUCAAAGCUGCGGAGUACCGCGCUCAGGCCGCACGGAUUCGCGAGGUCCUCGAUAGCGCCGGCCUCUCCCAGGAGCGCCUCACUCCUGACGCGGUCUCCUCUGUCCAGGUUGUUGCCAGCGUCGCCAAUUUGCUGAACAUUCGCGAUACUGAGUCUAGUAGGUCAGUACAUAUUAGGGUUUUGAAUCUUCGUGUUUUACGAUGUCGUUUGCCUAAUUGGAGUUUGAAAACGUUUCGAACCAAAACAAUGAAAUAUUCUGGAUAUUUUUCUGGUUAGACCUAAUUAGAAAUC
This is a messenger RNA of Phalaenopsis equestris, 617 nucleotides long. Its product is annotated as AUGMIN subunit 1-like. Gene Ontology annotation, cellular component: cytosol; HAUS complex. The transcript has a single exon. Lineage: Eukaryota; Viridiplantae; Streptophyta; Magnoliopsida; Asparagales; Orchidaceae. Bases 78 to 602 code for a protein of 174 amino acids. The record is from RefSeq and is a predicted model, not a curated record. Gene Ontology annotation, biological process: spindle assembly.